Anoplopoma fimbria (sablefish) is the source of this 2751-nucleotide messenger RNA. RefSeq names its product t-complex 11, testis-specific-like 2 (gene tcp11l2). NCBI's taxonomy places the organism in Eukaryota, Metazoa, Chordata, Actinopteri, Perciformes, Anoplopomatidae. The record is from RefSeq and is a predicted model, not a curated record. Gene Ontology annotation, biological process: signal transduction. The coding region runs from base 110 to 1696 and encodes 528 amino acids. The transcript has 10 exons.
CCUUUAAACAGAAACGAGCGUGAAAACAACAGCGGAGCGUCCGUAAAGAGUUGAGCUAUUUCGGCUGUCAGUGUCUUAUUCCGGAGACUCGAAUGAGCUAUAACCCAAGAUGCCUCUGAAUGAUGAGCGACCUGCCUCCACAUCCAGCAGUGAGGAACAAGGCAGUGACGUGGAGUCGUCCUCAGAGCGAUGCGACAGCAUGACGUCCACCAGUGACCUGGACUGCUCCCGUGAAAGCUUCACCAGCGACUGCUCCAGUAAACAGUGUACACCCUCCUCAAGCCCACCCAAAACCAUAACCCUGGAUGAAGUCAUGGAGUCCGGCAGAGACCUGUCCAAUCUCAGCAUUGCCCAUGAGAUCAUUGUAAACCGCAACUUCCAUCUGGAACCAGACAGCCUACCUCAGGACAGUUUAUGGAAGAUAGUUAGAGAUAAUGUCCACAAGGCCUUCUGGGACAUCCUGGAGUCCGAGCUGAACGACGACCCGCCUGAGUAUGGGCAAGCCAUCAGAUUAUUGGAGGAGAUCAGAGAGAUUUUAUUGUCAUUCCUUAAUCCGGGCGCCAAUCGGAUGCGGACCCAGAUCAUGGAGGUGCUGGACAUGGACCUGAUUCGUCAGCAGGCUGACAAUGAUGCUGUAGACAUUCAGGGGCUCGCCUCUUACAUUAUCACCACCAUGGGCAAGAUGUGUGCACCAGUUAGGGACGAGGAUAUCAAGAAGCUCCGCGAAAGCCCAGAUAACAUAGUGACACUGUUCAGGGAGAUCUUCCGUGUGCUUGACCUGAUGAAGGCUGACAUAGUUAACUUCACCAUCGAUAAUCUGAGGCCUGUGCUGCAGAGGCAGAGUGUUGAAUAUGAGAGGGCAAAGUUUCAGAGCAUACUGGACAAAACACCCAGCGCUUUGGAUCACACCACCUCGUGGAUCAAGUCAGCACUUGAGGAGCUGUUGACCUCAAUCCCCAAAGAACAGACUGAUGGUCAGGUAAAAGGACAGCGACUAGUCCCCGGGCCCUUUCAGGUCCUCAACCUUGCCUUCCUCCGCAUCCUCACAUGGGACUACGAUAAGAGCCAACUGCCUGAGACCUGGAUGACUGAUGAGACACGUCUGAGAGAGAUUCAAAGGCAUCUCCAGCGGUGUCAGGCAGUGAACGAGGUGCUGCUCAUUAUCUACAGCACCAUAGGGGGGCCCAUCCAGGGUCUGCCCUCCUUGUCCGACCGCCUGAAGAGGAUGAUUAGUGUGCUGCUGGAUGGAAUGCACAGCCCGGACUUUAACCUAGAAGAGGCACUAGAGAGUGUCAGCGCUCAGAUCUGCUGUGAGCUCAACAAAUCUUUAACGGAGAGGAACUACCCUGCCAUGAGCCCGGCGCUGCAGGCCACCCUCACAGGCCAGAUCUGCAGCAUAACGCAGAAGGACAAUCCCAUCCGCACUCUCGUUGAGGAUCGGGUGCAGCAGUUCUUCACAGCACUCAUCUGCGAUCCUAAACCCCAGGUCAAAGUUGAACAGGUACCAACUGGCUUGACUGCUAUCAAGCCUGAACUAGCACUGAUGGGAGCAAAGUUCAUCUCCCUGGUUAACUACAACAAGACUGUCUAUGGACCUUUCUACGCCGAUAUCAUCAGGAAGCUGAUGUUCAGCAGCAGUCUACCAGCAGCAAAUCCUCAGCAGGACACCGUUCAGGACUCUGUCACCUCCAAUUAAAACCAAACUCUGGCUUGUGCCGUCUAAAGAGUCUUUUUGCUACUAGACCUAGCUAAAGCUAAGGACGUGCUACAAUAGCUAGGCAGUUCAACUGCUUCGCUCAAGUCAGUGUACUCCAAUAGUUGGAGUUACCUUCAUUGUUUUGCAAAUGUAGUUUUUCUCACUACAUUUAGCUGUGAAGGCACUGCAGUGUAGGCGCCAUGCGGUAGACAUUUAAUGUGACCUGCAUCCUUUGUGAUAAAUCUUUUAAAAUAUAUGCUUUCCUGUGAAUAUUUACACCUCCAAACCUGGAGCACAAGUGCUACACAGAUCCAUUUCUGAACCUUAAGGUGACCCCUACAUUGUCCAAAGAUCAAAACGGUAGUUUGUCCAACACAGGAAGCUUUAUAAAGUAAAGAGGAAGACGCUUUUAUAUUUAGAAAAGUAGCACAUGAGAUUCCUUAUGUAUAACAAAUGAUUUAUCACUGCUUAAUUCUUCGGUAACUAUAUAGUAUAACUACAGUUAACUAUGACAGCCUUUGAACAUAUUAAUGCAAAACACAAGAUAGCCCUUUUCCUAUGGAAUUUAUCUUUUUGAUUGUUCUCCCUUUACCUUCUUUAUCAGCCAUAGAACUUAACCUUCUGUGUUCUUUUUUAAUCCACUAAUAAUACUUUACAGCAAAAAUAAAAGUAGAAAAAAAUAGGAUUGUAACUUUUCAAAAAAAAGAAGAAAAAAAAGGUCUGCAUGAGUAGCUUUGUGUUUGGGUUAUUUCAUCAUGAGUCAUUUGUUGUUACAUGUAUGUUCUAUACUUUUACUUAUUCUCUGCCAGUGGAAUACUGGUUAAAUUGAUUUAGUUGCUAUGUGUGUUACAUGUUGAGGUACUGUAGUUAUUACAGUAUUGCUGUGUUGGCUGUUAGAACUUGAAGGAUAGGUGCUGAACUCAAAGUGAGUUUGUGUCCGAAAAGUUGCAUUGCUCCCAAUACUGGACAAAGAAAAGUUAUAGGUAUGUUUAUAUAAAAUGUUGGAAGUUGUUGUUCUUUUCUUCUGUACCACAAUUAAUAUAAUAAAACUUGAA